Molecule: messenger RNA, 3300 nt
Organism: Oncorhynchus nerka (sockeye salmon)
Lineage: Eukaryota; Metazoa; Chordata; Actinopteri; Salmoniformes; Salmonidae
Gene: atp1b3a
Product: ATPase Na+/K+ transporting subunit beta 3a
Exons: 7
Coding region: 346-1191 (281 amino acids)
Biological process (GO): sodium ion export across plasma membrane; intracellular sodium ion homeostasis; intracellular potassium ion homeostasis
Cellular component (GO): sodium:potassium-exchanging ATPase complex
Molecular function (GO): ATPase activator activity
Source: RefSeq, a predicted model, not a curated record
GCAAUGGAAAACUGGAUAAAUGCCGCCUUAUUCUAGCGUUUUUGUUAGUGUCUACAAAUCUAGGCUACACUGUCCAAGCCGUUCUUCUAUAGAGGCUCUUCUAUUGUAACCGUACCCGUACCGCAUUGAGUAGCGGAGCGAGGCUGACGCUAGUUGCAGAAAACGUCACAGAUUUUUCGCUUUUUAAUUUUUUUUUUUUAACAUAGCGCAAUCUUGCCUCACUCUGCCGUUGGACUCCAUUCCAACCACUGAUCCAAUCACAUACCGCCUACAUCCCUGAUUUCGCCUCAUCCUAUCGCCCGCUGUUCCUCGUAUUUUUAAUAAGGAAAAAUACAAAUUUCCACAAUGGCAAGCAACGAAGUCAAACCGACGGCGAAAGAGGAUGAGAAUGCUGGAAACUGGAAAGAUUCCAUCUUCAACCCAAGGACCGGGGAGUUUUGUGGGCGCACAGCGAAGAGCUGGGGCCUCAUCCUCCUGUUCUACUUGGUGUUCUAUGCGUUCCUGGCUGGGAUGUUCGUCCUCACCAUUUGGGUCAUGCUGCUGACGCUAGACGACUAUGUGCCAAAGUACCGCGACCGGGUGCCACACCCAGGGUUGGUCAUCCGGCCAAAACAAUUGGACAUGCUGUUUAACAGAUCACAACCUCUCCAGUUCAACACGUAUGUCCAGACCUUAGAGUCUUACCUGCAACAGUACAAUGACACGGAGCAGGAGAGGAAUGAGGCGUGCACGGCGGGGGGCUACUUUGAGCAAGAGGGAGAGGUGGGCGAGCAGAGGAAGGCCUGUCAGUUCAAGAGGAGCUCUCUGAGCCUCUGCUCCGGCCUGUCCGACUCUACCUUCGGUUACGCUGAGGGGAGACCAUGUGUCCUCCUCAAAAUGAAUAGGAUCAUUGGGCUGAAGCCGCGUGGAGAUCCCUAUGUCAACUGCACGGCAAAGAGGGACAACCCCAUACAGAUGCAGUACUUCCCAAGUGAGGGACGCUUCGAUAAAAUGUAUUUCCCUUACUACGGCAACAAACUUCAUGAGAGGUAUGUGCAGCCGGUGGUUGCUGUUAAGCUGUUGCUGAACAAGGAGGACUACAACACGGAGCUGACCAUUGAAUGCCGGAUUGAGGGAUCCGACCUGCGCAACAACGACGACAGAGACAAGUUCCUGGGCCGUGUCACCUUCCGAAUCACAGUCAAAGAGUAGUAGGGAGUAGUGAGGAGGAGGCUAGUGUGGAGAAAUGUGGUUCUUACUCCUCCCGGAAGAUUCCUGGUAGAUUAAGAUGGGCCUAAUUCCAAACCAAUCCCUCCACCCUCACUCCAGAUACUAGGCGAGGGACAUUCAAAUCUGGUCUUUUUCACAUCACCUUGGUAGUUCAUUGAUUGGCCAGAUAAUCUACUUACCUGUUGUUACAGGUCAGUCUCUAGCUAGGCAGGAUGGGGAAGGAUUAAAACCAGCAGUUCUGUGAACCCUGAAUCCCAGAUUUGAAUACCCUUCUCUUGGGCUCUUGUUGACUCCAUCUUGUAUUUCUGAUAGGGUUGGAUAUGUGUAAGCAUAGCAAGAGUGCUAGAUGAAGCAAUUAUCAUAUCAUAGCUGAUGCCAAUCCAUUCCUUUCAGAUCUACAGUGCAUCACACCCAAAAAGGGCCUAGACUAGUGCCUACAAAUGUAGGAUCUUAAUUUGAUCAGUCUUUCGUUGCUGAGAAUUUAGCAGGAAAUAUUAACAAAGGUUUCUAAAGUUUGUCAUUUCCACUUUGAAAUUUCCGAUUUGAUUUGCCCUAACGAAAAACGUAUCCAGCCAUACAAAAAUUCCAUUCAUUAUAAUCCACAUAAUAAAUCACAUUUCCUGUUGCUGCAGGAUUAUCUCCCUGCUAUAGCAAACUGGCUCAAAUUAAGAUCCUACAUCUGUGAUGGUAGGGGGUGAGAGAUCGGUGUGCGAUUGGAUCAAAAGGAUAGGGUAGUGAUGUCAUCAAUUUUCAAUUUAUCUCCUGGAAAAAGCGUUAAUCGUGCCAAAUCUAAUGGAACAUCUAGUUCCCUUGUUUACUUCUAUGUUUACUCUAGUACAGGCCUGGGCAACUCCAAUCCUCGGGGGCCUGAUUGGUGGUCACACUUUUGCCCCUAGACCCAACUAACACCUCUGACUCCAAUAAUCAACUAAUCAUGAUCUUCAUUUAAAAAUGAAAUGAGUUUAAAUUAGCGAUGUUUUCUAGGGAUGGGGGGAAAGUGUAACACCUAUCAGGCCCCCGAGGACUGGAGUAGUCCACCCCUGUUUAAAAUGGCGCAUAUCUUCUCUUUCAUUAUGUCAUUCUAGCAAGAGUCUUUUCAUGACUCACCAACCUAACGGCCAUCAGACCCUUCUAUUAGUCGGCUUUUGUUGUCUGACCCAGUGCUCUAGUGUUGAUCUAGGCUCAGAUCUUAUUUUCUAUUCAGAUGGUCUAGAUUGGAGCUUAGAUGUGGUAAACUGAACCUAGAUCAGGGCUUAGUGCCAAGGGUUGGAUCAACUGUCAGUAUUUAACCAUCAGUCAUCCACUGUCAAUACAACCAUGUUUUAAGUUGACCCUCUCAUCUGAAAACAGAACAAAUCAUUAUUCCUCAACAUCACAUCACAUAGAUAGAGUCAACCCCAGUGAAAAACACUGUCGAACCCAGAUGCCCUCUACAAUUACAUGUCAUUUAGAAUCCUUUUCGUCUUGGGACCACAAUUUGAUAUUAUAAUAUUAUAAUAGGGAUCUGUAGAUAGGUGUGUGUGUGUGGUGUGGUCUGACCACAACCCAGUGGUGUGCCGUCUGUCUGUCCGGCUGCAUGUCUGUGUGUCUGUUUAUUCUACCCCUGACCUCACCACUGUAACAGCCAAUGUGGAUGAGGUGAGUUAUCCUCCCUCCCUUGCGUGCAUACACACACACACACACACACACACACACACACACACACACACACACACACACACACACACAUACACACACACACAAAAGCGAUUGGAGACCUGCGAGGAAGCGCUGUGUAAAUGCAAUUCAUUGUAUCUAUGUACUGUAUAUGCCUAUCUUUGGGUGGAAAGCGUGUCUGUUUGUCUCUUUCUCUCAGUCUACCCCUCCCUCUGUCUUUCUCAAUGUAUAUAUUUAAUGGAUUCACACAGGAUUUUUUUCUGUCACAGAACACAAUGUCUGAGCACUGUAAAGAAGAAACUAUAUAAACAAAGAUUUACAGGACAAGAUCAUAUUCAAAGCUAUGUCUAAAAUGGAAUCCUGAAGGAACAACUUGUUAUCAUCUGCAUGAUGCCGGAACAAUUGUGGAUUAAAAGGUGAUUUUGGAGGAGAAGA